ACCCCUCCACCUUUUUCACGUUGGAGCUUUUGUACCGUUACUUUACGCAAUAAGAAAACAAAAACAAAAUAAAAAAACAAAAAAAUAAAAAAUGGCUAUGGCUGGGUUGUACCGGCGAUCACUUCCUUCUCCACCUGCAAUUGAUUUCGCUUCUUCUGAAGGCAAGAAGCUUUUCAUCGAGGCCAUUCAAAAUGGGACAAUGGAGGGCUUUUAUAGGUUGAUUUCUAAUUUUCAGACACAAUCAGAGCCUGCAUAUUGUGGAUUGGCCAGUCUGUCCAUGGUCUUGAAUGCCCUCGCUAUUGAUCCAGGAAGAAAAUGGAAGGGACCUUGGAGAUGGUUUGAUGAAUCUAUGCUUGACUGCUGUGAAUCAUUGGAAAAUGUUAGAACUAGAGGCAUCUCAUUUGGGAAGGUUGUAUGUUUAGCUCACUGUGCUGGAGCAAAAGUUGAAGCCUUCCGCACAAAUCACACUACCAUUGAUGAAUUCCGUAAACAUGUCAUUACAUGUUCCACUUCUGAUAAUUGUCAUGUGAUCUCAUCAUAUCAUAGAUCUGCUUUGAAACAGACAGGAACAGGUCAUUUUUCACCUAUUGGUGGUUAUCAUGCUGGAAGAGACAUGGCGCUAAUAUUGGAUGUUGCACGUUUUAAAUAUCCUCCUCAUUGGGUUCCUCUCAGUAAUCUUUGGGAAGGAAUGAAUAUUAUUGAUGAUUCAACUGGACAACAUAGAGGGUUCAUGCUUAUAUCUACGCCUCACAGGGAGCCAGGACUGCUUUAUACCCUGAGCUGUAAACAUGAGAGUUGGGUCAGUAUUGCAAAGUACAUAAUUGAAGAUGUUCCUCUUCUCUUGAAGUCAGAGGGUGUGAAUGACAUUCAGAAAGUUCUCUCUGUUGUUUUCUCAUCGCUCCCAUCAAAUUUUGGAGAAUUUAUCAAGUGGAUUGCAGAGGUUAGGAGUCAAGAGGAUUUUGGUCAGACUUUAAGCACAGAGGAGAAAGCAAGGGUUGCCAUGAAGGAAGAAGUAUUGAAACAGGUGCAGGAGACUGGCCUAUUUAGACAUGUGGCAGCAUUUUUGUCUUCAGCAAAUUCUUGCUGCCAAAACUUACCACCUUUGGGUUUUGAAGACAAUUUGCCUAACAUUGCUGCAACUGUUUGUUGCCAAGGAGCAGAAAUUUGGGCUGGGAAGUAUGGCUCAUUGAAUGGAUAUUGUUGUCGCGAAACUUGUGUAAAAUGCUUGAAGGCUAAUGGUGACAAGGCUGUUACGGUAGUGUCUGGGACAGUGGUUAAUGGAAAAUGUGAGCAGGGUGUUGACAUUUUGGUUCCUUCAUCCCAAACAAAACAGAGUUGCUCUUGCUUUGCCUCAAGCAAUUACAUUGGGAUGCUCCCAGCUAGUAAUGACGUUCUUACUGCACUUUUACUAGCAUUGCCUCCAGAAACAUGGUCUGGUAUUAAAGACAAGAAGCUUUUGCAGGAAAUAUCCAGCCUUGUUUCGACCGAAAAGCUUCCCACCUUGGUUCAAGAGGAGGUUUUGCACUUAAGAGACCAGCUCCACCUUCUCAAGAGAUGCCAAGAGAACAAGAUAGAUGAGGAUCUUGGUGCACCUCUCUCUUAGCUCCCCCAUUUGACUCAUUUUCUGUGUUAGUGUAUUUAUGUGUCUAAGAAAAGAGCAAGUCCUUACCCAUUAUGAGUGUAGAAGGUAGAAUAUUAGAGUCUUACAGCAACAAGGCUAUUUCCUGCUAUUUUUGAGGAUUUUGGUUGAAUUAGCUGUUUCAACUUGUCAACAAUAUCCUAGCUCUAGCGUCGCUCAAGUCUGACCAUGAAUUGGGAAUGAAAAUUUUGUGGUUUAUAUGCACACAAGUUCUUUUAGACUC
Molecule: messenger RNA, 1862 nt
Organism: Quercus robur (English oak)
Lineage: Eukaryota; Viridiplantae; Streptophyta; Magnoliopsida; Fagales; Fagaceae
Product: glutathione gamma-glutamylcysteinyltransferase 1-like
Exons: 8
Coding region: 92-1603 (503 amino acids)
Biological process (GO): phytochelatin biosynthetic process; cellular detoxification of cadmium ion; response to metal ion
Molecular function (GO): metal ion binding; glutathione gamma-glutamylcysteinyltransferase activity
Source: RefSeq, a predicted model, not a curated record